AUGAAACUCAUUUCAGAAUGUAACACUAUCAAAAGGAGUGGCGGCUGUGACAAGAUUUUUUCUUGCAUCAACCCGCUGAACAAUUUAGACCCAGAAGACUUCAAAUAUUUCGGCAAUGCUGCAUUCUAUGAUCAGUUCUGUCAGAAAAGCCAGACGUUCAGUAGCUGCUUCAGGGACGCCAGAGACGAGUGCGACCAUCAAUGGGUACUCAACAACUACGAGAGCAUGGUCGGUGUGGCUGAUUUUCUGUGCACUGAUGAAAGCAGAGAUGACGUUUCCUUCCUGAUCAACUUGGAAUGUGCCAGUAGUGAGCUAAAAAUAGUUGAGUUAAUGCAGGGAUCUGAAGGCUGCCGCUUCAUCUUUGACAAGGAGAUGAAUCUCGAUUUUUGUCCGUAA
This is a messenger RNA of Physella acuta, 396 nucleotides long. RefSeq lists its product as uncharacterized. The record is from RefSeq and is a predicted model, not a curated record. Lineage: Eukaryota; Metazoa; Mollusca; Gastropoda; Physidae.